Penaeus monodon (black tiger shrimp) is the source of this 2542-nucleotide messenger RNA. RefSeq names its product ATP-dependent RNA helicase DDX54-like. Lineage: Eukaryota; Metazoa; Arthropoda; Malacostraca; Decapoda; Penaeidae. The record is from RefSeq and is a predicted model, not a curated record. Gene Ontology annotation, cellular component: nucleus. Gene Ontology annotation, molecular function: RNA binding; ATP binding; RNA helicase activity.
AUCUCUACCAUCAACACACGUGUAGGGGACAAGAUGGAAGAGGAAGACAAGCUAGCCAAAGGCGUAGAGGGAUGGGGGGAGGAAGAGGACCAUGGCGGAAGCAGCAGUUCAGAUGACGAACAGCUGAGCCACGUGAGGAAAAACAAAAAGAAAAAGGGAUCAGGAGGGUUUCAGGUGAUGGGCCUAAGUUCAUCUGUCUUUAGAGGAAUCAUGAAAAGAGGCUACAAGAUCCCGACUCCCAUCCAGCGCAAGACAUUGCCAGCCAUCCUAGAAGGUAAGGAUGUUGUUGCUAUGGCCCGAACGGGAAGUGGAAAGACCGCUUGUUUCUUGAUCCCCAUGUUUGAGAAGCUGCUGAAGAGCAACCACAGCGUGCUGUCGGGACCAAGGGCACUCAUCCUCUCCCCAACACGAGAACUGGCAUUGCAGACUCUCAAAUUCACAAAGGAACUAGGCUUUUUCACACGUCUCAAAGCCAUCGUGGUUGUUGGAGGAUACAACAUGGACUCCCAGUUUGCUGCCAUGCACGACAAGCCUGAUAUCAUUAUUGCCACACCCGGAAGACUGGUCCAUCUUUGUGUCGAGAUGAGCUUGAAGCUGGAGACAAUACAGUACGUGGUGUUUGACGAGGCUGACAGACUCUACGAGAUGGGCUUCGCAGAGCAGAUUGACAAUAUUAUCAGCCGUCUCCCCGAAGUCCGCCAGACACUCCUCUUCUCUGCUACACUCCCCAGGCUCCUGAUCAACUUUGCAAGGGCUGGUCUGAAUAAUCCUGUGCUGAUUCGACUCGAGUAUUUUACAAAAUUAUCUGAAGAAGUUGGCUCUUUUUUCUUCAAGUGCAAUUCAGAAGACCGGCUUCCCCUGCUGUUCCAUCUCCUUCAGAAUGUCAUAGGCAGCAAGGAGCAGUCUGUCAUUUUCGUGGCCACCAGUCACCAUGUUGAGUACCUCCAGUCGGUAUUGGAUUUGGCUGGCUUCUCCGUCACCUAUUGUUACUCCUCCCUGGACCCAGCAGCAAGAAAGAUCAACAUUGCAAAGUUCCAAACAAAACAGGUCCAACACUUUAUCGUAACGGAUGUGGCAGCCCGCGGUAUUGACAUCCCCCUGCUCGACAAUGUGAUUAAUUUCAACUUCCCAGCCAAACCGAAGCUGUUUGUCCACAGAGUGGGUCGUGUUGCACGUGCUGGACGUUCAGGCGUUUCCUAUUCCUUUGUUGCCCCUGAUGACGCACCCUACUUGCAGGAAUUGCACAUGUUCUUGGGCAAGGAAAUAAGGCUUGCACCACAUCCCCCAGAGAAGAAAUACAAAGAUGACUGGAACUACAUGUAUGGAACCAUCCCACAGUUCAUCCUGGACAAUGAGAGCGAGGAGAUCCUGAACAUUCACAAAACAAACAUGGAAUUGGAAAAACGCAAAAUUGGCAUGCAGAACGGCUACACACAGUAUGUCAGGUGCCGGCCUGUCCCCUGUAAGGAGAGUGUGAGACUGAUCAAGGAAAGAGAGUUGCUCAGUGUCAUUGGUCAUCAUCCUUUGCUUGUGCAGAACACGGAUGCAGCAGAACUGGAUGCUAAACGCCUUGAGAUGCUGCAGAAGCUGAAGACACUUACGCCAAAAAUUACUGUCUUUGAGAUGAGCAAAAAUAAGUCUGAGUUCAAGUCUAAGGUCCUGUCCAACAUGCAGGAGAAGAGGGAUCAUGAUGAAGCUCGUAUCAAGGCCUUCCAGAAGACCCUACAGUUUAGAGAGAGUGCAGAAGUUGGAGCAGAGCACAGCUGAGGAGGUUGAGGACACCUUUGCCAAUGUCCGGAAUGCUAAAAAGUAUAAGAACAAGAAAGCCAGGUCUGAGAGUCAGGACAGCUUUUUUGAAAAGGAGAAAGAAGACUUCAGAGAUAAGCAGUUCUACAUUCCUUACACACGAGGAGAGCUUGAAAAUUCAGAUGGUGCUGGAGUAGGCAGUAGUUUCCACAAAGACACAGCCGAGGCAGCAAUGGAUCUUACAUUUGAUGAUGAAGAGACACAGAGACAGAACAAAUCACUCAUGAGAUGGGAUCGUAAGAAGAAAAAGUUUGUUGGCGUGCAAAAUGAAAAGAGGAUCAAGACAGAGUCAGGUCAGUCUAUAAGUGCAACAUACAAGACAAACCGCUACAAGAGGUGGCUGAAGACAGGCAGGCAGCACAAGGAAGUUGAUGAAGAAGAAGAAGCCGAGGCAGCCAACACGAGGGAGGGAAGGAAGGCAGGAGGCGUGAAGACUCUGAAUGAAAAGUCAUUCAGCAAGCAUCAUCCACUGAUGGAUGGCAAAAUUCCGAAGUACAAGAGAGGACCAAGGAUAGAACUGAGAUCAGAGGAACGAUUCCAGAAGAACAUCAAGAGGAGAGAUGAGAACUUCAAGAAGGCCAAGCUAGGAAGAAGGAAGAACCAGUUGGCAUUGAGGCAGAAACUGAAGCAGCAUCGUAAGAUGUUGAGGUUUCAGAGACAGGGAAUUCAUUACUCUAUGGAUGGGGAUUUAUAGAUUUUAGGAUUGUAAUGUGUUUAAUAAAAUCUCUGUAAGGAG